AUGGAAGAACUAGCAAAGGAAAAAAGUACCGCCCCUGCCGGUGCACGAAACCCUAACCACCUCUUUAGCGGUGUAGACUCAAUCAGCUCUCUACCCGAUGACAUGCUCCACCAUAUCAUGUCCUUUGUUCCGACCAAUGUAGCUAUACAACUAGCGUCUUGUCCAAACGUUGGAGGCAUCAAAACCCUAGACAGCUACACGGCCGAAAAAAUUUUGAGAUUCCAUCUCUACGUUGACAGCAAAAGCCAAAGGAGUCACCACGUUGAUAGCUUGAUCAAGUUUGCAUUAUCUCACAACGUGGAGAAGCUUUCUUUGGUAGCCAAAGGCAGAUUUCUUCUAACGCAACUCAUCGUUGAUUCACGUAACCGUAUGAGUCCCAAAUGCCCCGUUUCUUGGACAUCACUUCAGAGCUUGUCUUUGAGGAACUUUUCACUCGAUGAAUCAUUUACUAAGAUGCUAUCUGUUGCCGAGUUCCAUGGUGUUCAUUUCCCGACGUUUAAGGUCAAAACGUUGACUCUUAAAUCAACAACUUUGCGAUCUACUGUUCGUGGUAUAGAAAAGCUGCUACAAAAUUCACCUGAACUAAAGAAGAUAAAAUUUUACAAAACUGAAUGCUGGAGCUACUCAGUGGAGAAGUGUGUUAAUCGCUGCUUGGAACCACUAUAUCUGACUUCUUCGUCAAAGCUUAAAAUUGCAAGACCUGGUGUCGUGGCGUCUUUUAUUGAACGUUUUCUGCAAAACACAAGAACUCUAGAGACACUGAUUCUCCAGUUUGGGAGUUGCCUUAAUGCAUCAAAUUAUGAUAAGCUGUCUCAAAUCGCUCUUACCCUCUCUCACAAAUAUAAGGUCUCCAUUGUGCUGAAAUAA
Eruca vesicaria subsp. sativa (arugula) is the source of this 867-nucleotide messenger RNA. The record is from the annotation of a GenBank genome assembly. NCBI's taxonomy places the organism in Eukaryota, Viridiplantae, Streptophyta, Magnoliopsida, Brassicales, Brassicaceae.